AUGUAUCCUGCAGUUGAAAAAGAAUUAGUAAAUUAUGUUAAAAAAAAACAGGAAGAAAGGAUAGCGGUUACUACUUCUAUAAUUGGAAAAAAGGUGAAAGAGUUAGAGAAAGCACUAGAUAUUCAAGGUGCAAAGUUCUCUGCUAGUUGGAAUAAAUUGGUAGAACAAGUUCGGACACAACAAGCACAAAAGCUUCCAGAAGAUAUGCCCAUAGUUGUUAGAGAAUUUCUUCAAACUUCAU
Molecule: messenger RNA, 241 nt
Organism: Dentiscutata erythropus
Lineage: Eukaryota; Fungi; Glomeromycota; Glomeromycetes; Diversisporales; Gigasporaceae
Source: the annotation of a GenBank genome assembly